AGAGAGAGGGGAGGGAGGGCGUGACAAACUUGAUGAGAGAGAGGGUGCGGGGAGGGGGGUGGGACCAGAGGGAGGGAGGGGCAGCCAUCAUCUGCUCCUCGUGACGCGCGCCGCGCAUCGCUGCCGAGCCGCUCCGCUGCUGCCGCUUUCUCUCACUUGAACUCUUCCGCCUCCUCCCCCCCACUCGGCCACUCCCCCCCGCGCCGCUCUCGCCACUCCUCGCCGCCGCACCGGCCAAAACCCUAGCGAAUCCUCGCCCUCGCCCCGCCGCGCUCGCCCAGGCGGGAGCACCGCCGGUUCGCGUGCCGCAGCAGCAGCCUCCCGCGGCCCCGCUUGCUUCAGCUGCAGGCCGUCCGGACUCCGUGAUGCGGGUUCUUCACCCGGGGAAGCUGCGUCUCCGGUCACCGGACGCCAGGCACCCGCCGGUCCUGACUUGAAAUGCAGCAGCCGUUGUGCGGCCUCCCGCCCAGAUGAAGGUGCGGCGCCCGGAGCAGGAGACUGCCAAGGGGAUGGCUGCUACGGGGUGCUCGGAGAUAGUCGAACUGGUGGACGAGCCCAAAGGUGCGUGCCCGGGGGGGGUCACCCACCUGAGGGUGAGGGUCAAGCCGGUGGGGCAGGAGCAUGGGGCGCGGUCGUGCGCGGUGGAGGAUGAUCUCGACCGGCUCAUCAGGUCGAUCAACGUGCGCACCUCGGCGAGGGCGUCUGGGCAGACGAGCACGGAUAGGAGGCUUAUCGCGCUCGGGAAGUCGCCGGUGUCGAGCUCGGAGAUUGUGGAGUCCGUCAGCCUCAAGCAGGCCCUGCGCAAGAUGUGCAUCUCCCAGGCGUCGGAGAUGGCUGCCAUGAAGAGGCUGUCCAAGCCGUCAGGGGUGUCGACGCCCCCAGAUUCUGGAGCUAUCAAGAAGCUAUAUGGAUCGGCUGCGGUUCAGGCCAAAGAGGAGAAAGAUGAAAAGAAUAAGGUUGCGAAAGUUUCUGUGCUGCCAGAGAAGGCUGCAGGGAGUUUGUCGGGUAAGCCAGUUGAAACCAGUACGGAACAGAGCAAGAGCUCGACCAAGAAGAGUUCGCGAUCAGCAUCUCCAACCACAGUCAAGAUCCAUAAAACCAGGAUCCAAGAUGUGAUCAGUAAUAAAUCAUCAGAGGCAGUUGAUGAUCCUCCUGCAGGAACAACACUGGCAAAGCAGAGAAAGGGAAAAUCUGCAAAAGCAUCUAGCCCCCGGGCUGUUCCAGUAGGUGGUUCACGGCUGGUGAAGCCAUUGUUUCGGAAUAAAACCUCAACGAAAAAGAAGGUUAAACCCGAACCAGCUGCUGUGGCCACAGCACACAAGCAUUAUGAGGCAAAAGGUUCUAAUUCUCCCACUGGUAAACAGGAGGCCCUUCAGGAUGAUCCCAGAACCCCAGCACCAACUAACAAGAAGGCUGCUAUCAGCUCUACAUGCGUUGAAGGAGCUGAUUUUGGCACCAAAAGUUGUGGUGUUGGUGCAAUCCAUGGCUCAAAGGUCGGUGAGUUGUCAAGAUCGAAGGAAAAGGGUGAAUGCUCCCAAAGCUCGAAGAGUAGCAUUGGUGACUAUAGCACCAGCACGAGCAUCAGUGAGGAUAGUUAUGGCAGUUUCAGUGCCAAUGGAAGCAGGCCUCACAUGUCAAAGGAUGUGAGAUGGGGAGCCAUCAGGCGUAUGGCUAUUCAACAAGGGAGCUUGGGAUUGGAGAACUUCAAGCUUCUCAAACAACUUGGUUGUGGGGAUAUUGGCACUGUUUAUUUGGCUGAGUUGGUGGGCUCUGACUGCAUGUUUGCAUUGAAGGUUAUGGACAUUGAGUACCUGAUAAGCAGAAAGAAGAUGCUCAGAGCACAAACUGAGAGGGAGAUACUGCAAAUGCUCGACCACCCAUUCCUUCCAACUCUGUAUUCUCAUUUUACGACAGACAACCUAUCUUGCCUGGUAAUGGAGUUUUGCCCAGGUGGUGACCUGCAUGUUCUUAGGCAGAAACAACCUACCAGAACCUUUUCAGAAGCAGCUGCAAGGUUCUAUGUCGCCGAAGUCCUCUUAGCCUUGGAGUACCUCCAUAUGUUGGGGGUCAUAUAUCGUGAUCUGAAGCCAGAGAACAUACUUGUUCGUGAAGAUGGGCACAUCAUGCUCUCAGACUUUGAUCUGUCUCUAAGGUGCUCAGUGAGUCCAAUGCUUGUGAGAACAUCAUCAGUAGGCAGAGAUGAGCCCACUAGGCCUUCUGGUCCCUGUGCACAAAGCUGCAUCGAUCCAUUAUGUAUCCAGCCAUCCUGGAACAAUUCAUCUUGCUUCACGCCCCGGCUGGUUUCAUCUACACCAUCAAGGACAUGGAAGCCUAGAGCUGAACCCCUGAAGAAACCAUCACUUCCACAGCUCGUUGUUGAGCCCACUGAUGCAAGAUCAAAUUCGUUUGUGGGGACCCAUGAAUACCUGGCCCCAGAGAUCAUUCGAGGAGAUGGCCAUGGCAGCUCGGUUGAUUGGUGGACUCUUGGCAUUUUCCUCUAUGAAUUACUCUACGGCAAGACACCAUUUAGGGGAACUGGUAACGAGGAGACACUCUCCAAUGUGAUAUCACAGGGCCUGAAGUUCCCUGAUAACCCAGCUGUCAGCUUCCACGCGCGAGAUCUGAUCAGAGGCCUGCUUAUAAAGGAGCCAGAGUAUCGGCUUGGCUCAUCGAGAGGAGCUGCUGAGAUCAAGCGGCACCCGUUCUUUGAAGGCCUGAACUGGGCCUUGAUCCGUUGGACCGCACCGCCAGAGACUCCAAAAGGCUUUGAUGCUGCUGUAGCAACCCUCGCAACGACACGCAAGAAAAAGGAAGGCAAGUGUCUGGAGUUUCGGUUGAACGGCGAUGACAUCGAGUUUGAGCUCUUUUAGAUUUGGCGAGAAUGGAGGUGUCAGAUGGCCGGUGUUCCUGGUGUUCACAGAGAGGGAAACAGACUUGCUCGUAAUUCAUGUUUUCUCUAGGGUUCUCUGUGACAGUUGGCAUGGGCAGUUGCCCUACACGUGUCCUUCGCGUAUGUUCUAGUAUCUGUACUCGUCCUUGUAGGUUUUCCUUACUGUUUAAUGCAGAUGAGUACUUAUAAAAAAAUAUCAAGGUAAGGUAGCUAGAAGUAGUCUGUAGUCUCUCUUCCCUGCAGUUUUCUGUUGAAAAUGAGUCAUCCUUCGCCAUUUGGGACGUUGGGAAGUACGGUAAGGUUGAUGUAAGCCUGUAACUUUAUGCCUUGUUAAUACCAUCAAAUAUUAGAAGACACGAUUUGGAAA
Messenger RNA from Panicum hallii, 3257 nucleotides. RefSeq names its product serine/threonine-protein kinase D6PK-like. Bases 471 to 2870 code for a protein of 799 amino acids. The transcript is spliced from 3 exons. Gene Ontology annotation, molecular function: ATP binding; protein serine/threonine kinase activity. The record is from RefSeq and is a predicted model, not a curated record. Gene Ontology annotation, cellular component: nucleus; plasma membrane; cytoplasm. Gene Ontology annotation, biological process: protein phosphorylation. Lineage: Eukaryota; Viridiplantae; Streptophyta; Magnoliopsida; Poales; Poaceae.